ACUACAUCCAUUGCUCACAACAAUACAACCUCAAAUUCAAUUCAUAAUGGCUACUUCCAUUGUUCUCAAUUUCUUCCUCCUCUGUCUACUCCUUUUCUCAGCUUCACCCACCCUAUCUGCAUCUAAUGAGUUACCAAAAACCGGUUUUAUCACCCUUCCUGUGAAGAAAGAUCCAGCCACCAAUCAGUACUAUACUUCAAUUGGCAUAGGAACUCCAAACCACAAACUGAACCUAGCCAUUGAUCUUGCAGGUGAGUUCCUGUGGUACGAUUGUGACACUCGUUACAAUUCAUCAUCUUACCUUCCUGUUCCCUGUGACACCCAAAAAUGUCCUCAAAACUCCCCUUGCAUUGGUUGCAAUGGCUUUCCUACUAAACCAGGCUGCACCAACAACACAUGUGGUCUUUCUAUUACCAACCCAUUUGCUGACACCAUUUUCAGUGGUGACAUGGGUGAAGAUCUCUUACACAUUCCUCAAAUAAAGGUACCUCGUUCCUUUGCUUCUGGUUGUGCAGACUCUGAUAGAUUCAGCACCCCUCUUCUUGUUGGCCUUGCUAAAGGAACCAAAGGGAUCCUUGGCCUUGCACGGUCACAACUCUCUUUACCAACUCAGAUCUCAUCCUCAUACAAUGUUCCUCCUAAGUUCACACUCUGCUUACCUUCUUCAAACACCAAAGGCACUGGGAAGAUCUUCAUUGGUGGGAGACCAAGUUCACGUGCCAAUGUUGCCAGAAUUGGAUUUGCUCUGACAUCCUCUGAAGAAUACUUCAUCAAUGUCAAGUCAAUCAUGGUUGAUGAUAAAGUUGUCAAUUUUGACACUUCCCUAUUGUCCCUUGAUAAAAAUGGCAAUGGGGGUACUAAAAUUAGUACCUUGGGCACUCCUUACACUGUGUUGCAUAACUCCAUCUACAAGCCCUUUGUUAGAGAUUUUGUGAAGAAGGCUUCAGACAGAAAGAUUAAGAGAGUGAAAUCAGUGGCACCAUUUGAAGCAUGCUUUGAUGCUGGUUCCAUUGAUGAUCUUGAUAUGGGACCAGCUGUGCCGGUUAUCGAAUUGUUGUUUGAUGGCGGAUUGAAAUAUGAAAUGUUUGGUCACAAUACCAUGGUUGAGGUGAAAGAGAAGGUGCUCUGUUUGGCGUUUGUGGAUGGAGGUAAGAAGGCCAAAAAUGCAGUUGUUCUUGGUGGGCGUCAACUGGAAGAUAAGAUUUUGGAGUUUGAUCUGAGCACUUCAAUUCUAACAUUUAGCUCUUCCCUGCUGCUUCAGGGUGAAACAUGUUCAGAUCCAGUGCUAAAUUGAGUGUGAAGUCCAAAGUGCAGCCACUCACAAGUGUGUUUUCUUAGGAAACAGUCAAUAACUUUUAAUCUCUGUUAUGGAUUUGCUUCAACUUCAUAAUGUAAUGAUAUGUUUGCUUUGGCAUUAUUUAAUUUCUUAUAAGCUGCACAUGUAAGGAUGAAACUUAAAAGUUAUUUUAAGUGGUUAACAUCUAAUUUUAAUUAUAUCUUAGCAGUGAUUUCAUA
Messenger RNA from Lotus japonicus, 1515 nucleotides. Its product is annotated as probable aspartic proteinase GIP2. The transcript has a single exon. NCBI's taxonomy places the organism in Eukaryota, Viridiplantae, Streptophyta, Magnoliopsida, Fabales, Fabaceae. Gene Ontology annotation, molecular function: aspartic-type endopeptidase activity. Gene Ontology annotation, biological process: proteolysis. The record is from RefSeq and is a predicted model, not a curated record. The coding region runs from base 47 to 1294 and encodes 415 amino acids.